Messenger RNA from Parascedosporium putredinis, 321 nucleotides. The record is from the annotation of a GenBank genome assembly. NCBI's taxonomy places the organism in Eukaryota, Fungi, Ascomycota, Sordariomycetes, Microascales, Microascaceae.
AUGUCAAAGACGCCGGUCGCCGCGUCGGUCAAGAUCCGUAGCGCCGUCCGGGCUACAGGAAUCGCCAUCAUCGUCAUCGCCGGGUCAUGGUGGGGUGCCGGCCUCCGAACCAACCAAGAUAACCAAAAGGAGAUGAAGCGCAUACUCGAAGCUCCCCUCGAAGAAAAAGUCGCCGUCCUGGAAGCCCAGAAGCAGCACCUAUACUCUCAACAGGCCCUUCUCCAGCAGAAACUCGACAUCUUCCACGCGAAUGUAAGAGAGCGCGAGGCUGCCGCAGCCAGGAAGCGGGAAGCUACCGCGCAAGAAUCGGCCAACCGGUGA